AUGCCUGGACUACCAGAGAACAUCCCCCUUGGGGAGUGCACCCUACACUCCCAGUCCCAGGAGCAGCUCACUCCCCAGACAGAAAGCACCGUGUUCAGCCUGUCCCGCAGCGAGUCCCUCUGGACCAACGAGUCGGCCCGCAGCACAUGUGAGAUCUACUGGUUCCCAUUCCACCUCAUGUCCACCGGGGGCAGCAUCUUUGCCUGCGGCUUCAUCCUGAGUGGCCUGUAUUUUGCUGGCUACUGCAGGAAGGCCACCAACAUCCUGGGCCCGGCCUUGGUAUCCAUUGGCCUGAUGGUGCUGGUGGUGGGCGUGGUGCUGAUCCCCAUCACCAAGGAGAACAGGAAGCAGCCCACCAUGAAGAAGCCCUUCAGCUACUACAGGCAACCAGUCUUUAAAUUAUGA
Oncorhynchus kisutch (coho salmon) is the source of this 405-nucleotide messenger RNA. It is a transcript of the gene pirt, whose product is annotated as phosphoinositide interacting regulator of transient receptor potential channels. Gene Ontology annotation, molecular function: phosphatidylinositol bisphosphate binding; transmembrane transporter binding. The record is from RefSeq and is a predicted model, not a curated record. The coding region runs from base 1 to 405 and encodes 134 amino acids. NCBI's taxonomy places the organism in Eukaryota, Metazoa, Chordata, Actinopteri, Salmoniformes, Salmonidae. The transcript has a single exon. Gene Ontology annotation, biological process: positive regulation of cation channel activity. Gene Ontology annotation, cellular component: plasma membrane.